Messenger RNA from Angiostrongylus costaricensis, 411 nucleotides. The record is from the annotation of a GenBank genome assembly. NCBI's taxonomy places the organism in Eukaryota, Metazoa, Nematoda, Chromadorea, Rhabditida, Metastrongylidae.
UUCGGAGCAGUUCUUGGAAUGGUCGAUGAGAGUCGUGUGGAUAUGGUGAAUUCGUUUGAAUUGCGUAUGUUCACCAGAGACGGUCAUGUGUUCCCCGAGUUGGAGGUUGUUGGAUGGUAUUGUACUGGUGGUGACGGGUUGGAGGAGGACGAAGUGUAUUUGCAGUCCUUCUUUGCGGUUGCCAUUGAUUCCCCUGUGGUUGUAAAAUUAAAUCCCGCUGUUGACUCUCCAACAAAAAGCAGGGAGACGCCGUUAGACUCUGCAGGUCAUCAACUAGUAGAAAUUGACUGGACUCUGGUUUCUGAACAAAGCGAAAGAAUUGGUAUUGAUCAUAUUGCUCGGCUAUCGCAUCAACAUUUGAUUAGGUAUGUCUCUUUUAUUUUUUCCCACUUUGGUAAGAUUUCGAACUAA